AUGGUUGAGGCACUAAUUCCGAAGAAAGAAAUUGUUUCCGAAAGCGAAGCCCAAGAGUUAAUUAGGCAAGGAAAAGGCAACUACAUUAAUUAUCAAACUUAUGUGGAAUUGGAUGAUAAAAUUACGAUUAGCCAUUAUGAUGAAAAAUCCAAUGAGUUGCCAUUAGUAAAACCAGUUAGCGGAGUUAAUAAAGGAGCAGUGGAAAAUAACGACCAUAAAAAUACUGGAGGAGGAGUUAUCACUCAUUCGGAAGAAAAAGAAAAUUCAUCAUUAGAUAAUGAUUUUUGGUUAAAGUAUUUCCAAGAAAAAGAUAUCAAACAAAUAACAUUAACUCCCAAAGGCAAUUUAUUGAUUGAAUAUAAUAAUGGUAAAUCUAAAAUGAUAACUAAUAGUCAGGUUCAACAAUCAGAAUUCCAAAAAGUUAUCAGUUAUUGCCAAAAAAAUAAUCAAACUAAUUUAAGCCAGCAAGAUUUAAUUAAUAUGCGGUCUAAUUCUAACUCGCCAACUACAAGUUCGAAAAAUAAUAUUAUUUUAUUGGUAACUCUUGGUAUUAGCGGAGUCUUGAUAAUUGGAAUAAUUGUUGGGUUGUGGUUGAGAAAGAAUAAAGUUAGAAAACAUUAA
Funneliformis geosporum is the source of this 621-nucleotide messenger RNA. The record is from the annotation of a GenBank genome assembly. Lineage: Eukaryota; Fungi; Glomeromycota; Glomeromycetes; Glomerales; Glomeraceae.